AUUGGAAAAGAAUUACAUUCCAAUUCCAUAAAUAAUUACAUACAGUACAUUGAAGAAUUGAAAAAUUACCUUGCAAAAAAUAAAGAAAUAGUAAUUGACAAGGCAAUAUUUCAAGCUGUCAUGCAGAUAAGGAAGGGGGAAAUGAAAGUUAGUCAGGAGGCGAUACAUUAUCUUUUAUCUCAUUGUAUCAAAAAUCGUAGUGUAAACACAGAGGACAAAACAUUAUCAUUCAAAGAGGUAAUCAAUUGCCUAAAAGAGGCAAUGGGAGCUAAAGGAUAUUUUCAUGAUAGUAAUUUGAACAAGUUACUGAACGAUCAGGACAAAGAUGGUAUCUCACUGCUACAUAAAGCUGUUUUAGAAAAUAACACCGAUGCAAUAAAAACUCUUCUUGCAAAUGAUGUGAAUUCUCUUGCCAUAAGUAAAGAUAAUAAAACACCAUUCACAUUAGAUGGUAUAAGCUUAAGUGCAAAAAGUGCGCUACUUGACGGCAUGAGCGAGCAAUCUAAGCGAUAUAAAGAAAAUACCCUGGUAAAUUCCUCAAUUGCUUUUGCUACUGGUUUUUUCUCUACAGUUGGAGUAGGUACUGCUAUGUGUCUGGUACUAGGUGAUGGAGCCAGUUCUUGUCGCACUGCAGUAGCAAUAGGCAUGUCUCUUGCUCUAUUAGUUGGUGGAGUUGCUUUACUAGCUGUCUAUUCUUUCAGCCCAGACUACAAACAAGCUAAAGCAAUAGAUACAUUUCUUUUUUCGAAGGAAGCAUCCCUUGAGGCAACUGGAACAACCCAUGUAG
Molecule: messenger RNA, 787 nt
Organism: Cinara cedri
Lineage: Eukaryota; Metazoa; Arthropoda; Insecta; Hemiptera; Aphididae
Source: the annotation of a GenBank genome assembly